AUGUCUGCUUCCCCCGCCGUCGCUCCUACCCUGGAGGCUCCCCAGCAUGUCGAGGCCGCGCCUCCCGCUCCCGCUCCCGCCCCGGUCGCCUACAACCCCCCUCCCCCAGCUCAGAUGACGCCCUCGGCCUCCCUCUACGUGGGUGAGCUUGAUCCGACCGUGACGGAGGCCAUGUUGUUUGAGAUCUUCAACAUGAUUGGCCCCGUGGCCAGCAUUCGCGUCUGCCGUGAUGCUGUCACUCGUCGCUCCCUUGGCUAUGCCUACGUCAACUACCUCAAUGCCGCGGAUGGUGAGCGCGCUCUUGAGCGGCUCAACUACUCCUUGAUCAAGGGCCGUGCCUGCCGUAUCAUGUGGUCUCAGCGUGACCCCGCCCUCCGCAAGACCGGUCAGGGUAACAUCUUCAUCAAGAACUUGGACGAACAGAUCGACAAUAAGGCCCUCCACGACACUUUCGCUGCUUUUGGCAACGUGCUUUCUUGCAAAGUGGCAACUGACGAGCAUGGUCGCUCCCGUGGCUACGGCUACGUCCACUACGAGACCGCUGAGUCCGCCGAGACGGCUAUCAAGGCCGUCAACGGCAUGCUUCUCAACGACAAGAAGGUCUACGUCGGCUACCACAUCUCGCGCAAGGAGCGUCAGUCCAAGAUGGAGGAGAUGAAGUCUCAAUUCACCAACAUCUACGUCAAGAACCUCGACCCUGAGGUCACCCAAGACGAGUUUGUUGAGCUCUUCGAGCAGUUCGGCAAAGUCACUAGCGCCGUUGUCCAAGUCGAUGACGAAGGCAGGAGCCGCGGCUUUGGUUUCGUCAACUUCGACACUCAUGAGGAGGCUGCCAAGGCCGUCGAGGUCUUGCACGAUUCCGAACACCACGGUCGCAAGCUGUUUGUCUCUCGUGCUCAGAAGAAGGCUGAACGUGAGGAGGAGCUCCGCAAGUCGUACGAGCAGGCUAAGAUGGAGAAGAUGAGCAAGUACCAGGGUGUCAACCUCUACAUCAAGAACCUCGAGGAUGAAGUCGACGACGACCAUCUCCGCCAGGUGUUCGAGCCAUUCGGUUCCAUCACUAGCGCCAAGGUUAUGCGUGACGAGAAGGGCACCUCCAAGGGCUUCGGUUUCGUCUGCUUCUCCUCCCCCGAUGAGGCCACUAAGGCCGUUGCUGAGAUGAACAACAAGAUGAUUGGCUCCAAGCCCCUCUAUGUUUCCCUCGCUCAGCGCCGCGAAGUCCGCCGCCAGCAGCUCGAGAGUCAGAUUGCGCAGCGCAACCAGAUCCGAAUGCAGCAGGCCGCCGCCGCCGGCAUCCCUGGUGGCUACCUCAACACCCCCAUGUACUACCCGCCUGGCCCCGGCGCGUACCCUCCCCCUGGUGGCCGUGGAAUGAUGGGUUACGGCCAACCCGGGAUGAUGCCUCCUCGCCCCCGCUAUGCCCCCAACAACCAGGUGCCCGGCAUGCCUAUGCCCCCUUACGGCCAGGCGCCUCCUCAGGCCUACGGCGCCAUGCCCGGCUACCCUCGCCAGCCUCGCCAACCCCCCGCUGGCCGUGGUGGGCCCCCCGCCGACCCCAACGUUCCCCCCGUCAACGGCGCCCCUCGUCCUGCCGGUGGUCCCCAGGGUGCCCCUACCAGCCGCCCUCCUGUUACCGGGCAGCCCCCCGCUGGUCGUGGUGCAGCUGCUACCCGCGGUGUUCCUCGCACUGGCCAGGCUCCUCCCGCUGUUCCGGCGACGGGCGCUCCCGACGCUCCUGUGAUCACUGCCGCUGCGCUCGCCAACGCCUCUCCCAUGGAGCAGAAGCAAAUGCUCGGUGAGGUGAUCUACAUGAAGAUUGCCCCUGCCCAGCCCGAGCUCGCGGGCAAGAUCACCGGUAUGCUCUUGGAGAUGGACAACACGGAACUCCUUCACCUCUUGGAGGCUCCGGACUCCAUGAAUGCAAAGGUCAACGAGGCUCUUGCUGUGCUGCACGAGUUCACCCAGAAGGACACCGUUGAGGCCAAGUAA
Messenger RNA from Epithele typhae, 1989 nucleotides. Its product is annotated as polyadenylate binding protein. Bases 1 to 1989 code for a protein of 662 amino acids. The transcript is spliced from 7 exons. The record is from RefSeq and is a predicted model, not a curated record. Gene Ontology annotation, molecular function: RNA binding. Gene Ontology annotation, cellular component: ribonucleoprotein complex. NCBI's taxonomy places the organism in Eukaryota, Fungi, Basidiomycota, Agaricomycetes, Polyporales, Epitheliaceae.